Molecule: messenger RNA, 1569 nt
Organism: Emys orbicularis (European pond turtle)
Lineage: Eukaryota; Metazoa; Chordata; Testudines; Emydidae
Product: zinc finger protein 282-like
Exons: 8
Coding region: 1-1569 (522 amino acids)
Biological process (GO): regulation of DNA-templated transcription
Source: RefSeq, a predicted model, not a curated record
AUGGCCGAGCGGGCCGCUGCCCAGGCUCCAGAGUGGGACCCGGAGUCAAAGCGCCCGAUGCCUUUCCAAUCCCGCUCUGAUCCCAAACAGACUUCUGAGAGAGAGAGCCAGCUGCAAGCAGCAAAGCUUUCCAUGUGGCCUGCAGUAGCUGCAAUCCAAGCUGUGGACAGGACGGUGGAUUCCCAUGCCACGCGGUUGCUGACUCUGGAGAGGAGAGUGGGGACAGCAGAGAAGAAAUUAGUCGAUUGUGAGAAAACAGUGAUGCAAUUUGAAAGCCAGCUGGAGAGUAAGUGGGCCGCGCUGGGGACUCUGAUCCAGGGGUACGGACGGCUGCAGAGGAGGCUGGAGAACAUGGAGAACCUGCUGAAGAACAGGAACUUCUGGAUCCUGAGACUUCCCCCAGGCGCUAGGGGGGAGGUCCCCAAGGUGCCGGUGACGUUCGACGACGUCUCCGUCUAUUUCAAUGAGCCGGAGUGGGGGAGCUUAGAGGAAUGGCAGAAGGAGCUUUACAAGAACAUGAUGAAGGGGAAUUAUGAGGCCCUGAUCUCCCUGGACUACGCCAUCUCCAAACCUGACCUCCUGUCCCGGAUCGAACGAGGGGAGGAGCCGUGUGUCGGGGAUCAGGGUCGUUCAGAGGAGAGCGAGAUCCCUGCAGACCCCGGCCCAGAAUCCCCCGUCUCUGCACCAGACAUUUCAUUGUGGAUUAACCAGGAGGAGGAUCCAGGCUGCGGGGCCCGAGGGGACUCUGGGGAAAAUGAAAUCAGUGGAAGCCCCUGCUCGGAGUUUCCGAUUGUCCCCCCCGAUGCCACGUCCUGGGUUAAACGAGAGGAAGAGCCGUGUGGGCAGGAUCGGCCGGUCUGUGGAGAAGGCAGAACCCCUGCAGGCCCCAGCCCUGAAUCUCCUGCUCCUGCGCCUGCCCGUUCCCCCUGGGUUAAACCGGAGCCGGAGGCGUGUGCUGGGGCUCAGACGGCUUUGGAGCAAAGGGGGCUCCCUGGAGAGCCCAGCGCAGGUGAGAUCCCGCUCCAACUUGCAGAGGAGCAUCGUGCCGAGGAGGGGGGCGAGGGCCUAGGCCCCCCCAGGGCGGUUUGUGCAACGUCCAAAGGGACCGUGGUCCAGAGCCCCGGUGAGGGCCCUGCGGCUCGGCAGAGAAGCAUCCUGGGACGGUCGGCUCAGGGCAAGAGAGGCAUUGGGGAGCUCCGAGCGGCCGGGGGCCAGCAGAGAGCCGUGGGGGGCGAGCGGCCCAGCCCGUGUCCCGAGCGUGGGAAGUGCUUGGGGCAGAAGCAGUCGCUGCUAAGCCCCAAGAAGAGCCUGGUGGCGGAGAAGCCCGCCAAGUGCAGGGAAUGUGGCAAGAGCGUCGGCCGGAUUCAGUGCUGCCUCCAGCACCAGCACAUGCCCCCGGGCAAGCUGCCCUUCACCUGCGCCGAGUGCCGGAAGCGCUUCCGCAAGAAGCGGCCCUUGCUCUUCCCCCCCGAGCCCCACACGGCCGAGCAGCCCUUCUCCUGCCCCGCCUGCGGCAAGGCCUUCAGCCAGCGGGACACGCUCCUGGCUCACCAGAAGACCCACCUCUGA